GUUGUCCGACAAAGAAGAGCGGGUGUGCAAAGACUGUUUGCCAAUAGCUGCUGCACGAGUCUUGGCACGUUCGGUGGCGACCUCCGUGAUCGACACGGCCUGCAAGUAUGCAGAUCACUGUCUGCGAGUCUCUGCCUUCUUGGAAGAUCCUGAAGCCAUACCGCUGUACGAGGCCAACAAUGUUGACACUGUCCAGGAGAAGCUCUGGCGAGCUGGGGGCUUCGCGGUGGAAGGCGCCCGUCGUGCCGCGCCUCUGCUGUCCCUUCCCUGGGCGCUUGGGGUCCGGGCUGUGGAUGUGGUAUGGAAUUAUGGUCAGUAUGGCAUAUUGGGCUUCCUGCUGCGCGAAGAGAUCAUGCAGGGUAUCAAAACCUUGCUGAGCUUCAGCUCCGCGUUGCAAGACAUUCCACCCAAAGACUUGCUAGUAGGGAUCCUCUACCUGAGUGCCGAGCAAAGGAAGGCCAUGCGAGAUGCCCCGGAAGAGAACCGCCGACUGGCCGGGCAAACUGGCAAGCCGGUUCCACCCGAGUUGCUGGAAGCGCUCAUCGGCAUGGCUUUGAUAGGAACUUACGCGCCCUAUCAUGACACCCCCUACGAAGUACAGCGUUUUGCCCUGCAGCAAGACUGGCGGUUGGUAACUGAGAGACUUGGCGACAGCUGGAAGCACAGGCCUGCCUGGGCUCUUUUCAUCAGCGAGCAUCGCACCGCGGCGCUUUCGAUUCGGGGCACGGAUGUCGAACAGUCCUGUGGUGGAGAUCUCUUCACGGAUUUCGAUGCCGUGCCAGCGAAGUACGAGACUUCCGACGGGUCUGCCACGCUGAUGGCACACAGUGGUGUUCUUGCAGCGGCCGUUGCAUUGGAAGUUGAGCUGCGCCCCACGCUGCGAAAGCUGGCGACUGCAGGCUACCGCAUAGUGCUGACUGGCCACAGUUUGGGGGGUGGUGUGGCAGCCCUUUUGACCUGGCUGUUGCGUCAUGGCACUGGCGGAGAGCGCUUACCUCCAGGCUUUGAGGGCCAGGCGCUGGGAAUCGGGUAUGCGACGCCUUCCAUUGUGGACUGGAAGACAGCACAGGAGAUGAAACCUUUCUUCACUUCAGUGGUCAACUCGAUGGAUAUCGUGCCGCGCCUGAGCAAUGGCACGCUGACCCAUCUGAGUUCGGAAAUUCGAGCUUGUGCCGAAGAAAGCGGAGCUGCUUUGGAUGAGGAUGUGCAGCAUUAUGUAGAGCGACUCACCAGCGUCUGGGCUCCCCGCUUCCGAGAUGGCACGCCGCUGCGCGAUCUCCCAAGUGCACUGCGAGAACACAACCACUCCCAUGAACCUGGAGAGGUCUGCAUGUCAGAAACUGCUGAAGGCGCAGGCAAGGCGACGGAGGAUUUGCAACUCGCCUCUGACAUGUAUGUCCCCGGAAACGUCGUAUGGAUCCACCGAGUUUGCGGGCAUCUGGAAGCCGCCGUUGUCCCAUGUGGCAUCAAACCACUUCGCAGACUCGUGCUGGACAAGCGGAUGUUCGUGGAUCACACAGCGCAGGCGAUACACCAGGCGUUGCUGGCUGUGCAGUCCAGAAGGUCUAUGUCAUCCCAGGUGUCUUGGCAAAGAUUUGCAGAUGCUGGGGAGAGAUGUCCGUGCUGUGGGAGCCGCUACGAGUGGCUGAACACAGCACGAAGUGGCAAGAUGAGAUGUCAUGCCAUGACUAACUGCCGACUCUGCGGUUUGGUCGUCUGCCUGGGUUGCGCGACCGCGCGGCGCUCCAUCCCGGAGCUUUGCAUUGAGUCAGCCCGCAUCUGUGACAGAUGCGCCUGGCGCUGUGACAGUGGCUCGCUGCAAAGCCUGCCCGAAAUCUUCCAAUCCGUGGCGCAGUAG
Molecule: messenger RNA, 1858 nt
Organism: Symbiodinium pilosum
Lineage: Eukaryota; Dinophyceae; Suessiales; Symbiodiniaceae
Source: the annotation of a GenBank genome assembly